Molecule: messenger RNA, 3176 nt
Organism: Triplophysa rosa
Lineage: Eukaryota; Metazoa; Chordata; Actinopteri; Cypriniformes; Nemacheilidae
Gene: snapc1a
Product: small nuclear RNA activating complex, polypeptide 1a
Exons: 10
Coding region: 221-1300 (359 amino acids)
Biological process (GO): snRNA transcription by RNA polymerase III; snRNA transcription by RNA polymerase II
Cellular component (GO): snRNA-activating protein complex
Molecular function (GO): sequence-specific DNA binding
Source: RefSeq, a predicted model, not a curated record
UGCUAGCAUUUCUACUGAGUAUCGCGGUGCUUUGACGUUAUUACGUUGAUGCUCAUUGCUCAGAGCAACGUAGGUUCCGUCAGAUCAUCGCGCACAGGUGCAUUAAAUCAAUUAUUAAAGUCUGCUGGAGGACUGUAGUUUUUUAGCUUGGAACAACAAAACAGCAGUGCUGAGGUCAUGGGGUCGAGUAAGUUAUUGAGAAGAUCGUUUCAGUAUUUGCAUGAUAAUCAGUGCAUCAUUGACAUUGCGUUGUCUUGUCGCGGUAGAGAAAGCGUGCGAGCAUUACUGGAAGCCCUUCAAAAGCGACUGUGAAGAGUUCCUGGGCUGCUUCCAGCAAACAGAGUCUGUGCGUUAUGAAGAGUUUUCCGUCAUCUGGAGAGAGAUGGACUUCUCCAGUGUGUUUUCUGGAAACCAGUCACACCAUGAGAAGAAAUCCUUCACUCGGCUUACUUUCACCAUAGUCUGCAAUUACUUACUACCCCCAUACAGCUUUCAAAUCAGAGUAGGGGCCCUGUAUAUGCUGUAUGGCCUUUACAACAAGCAACUUGUUUGGCCUAAGGAAAAGAUCAGAGUUGCUCUGAAGGAUUGGUUCCAUAUACAACAGUUCAUCACAGAAGCGAAAACGUGCCAGCAUUUGGAUGUUGUUUACAUCUUUUACAGGCUGUUGUCAGAUAAGGCAUUUAAUUUCACCGCCAUGCCCAAGAAGCUGACAUUUGAAUCGAGCGAUCGGGUUCAGCAUGAUGUAAAUGAAGACUUUCGAGCCCGCAGGGACAAAGUGGCCGAACUUGCUUCUGUUGAAAUGCUGGAAGAGAUUGCAAAUGUGCAUCGCCAUUAUGAGAGAAUGAAGAAUUCGUUACUUCCCCCAUCGGCAGGGGUGACGCUGCAGAACCUGGGAGGUGCAGUUCAAAAAUGCACCCUCGAGUACAAGCAGUGGCAGGAACAGAUUGCAGGUGCUAGGAGUAAAGAUGCUACAAAGAAGGAUGCCAACCAGAAGUCAGAGUCCUCAGAUAGAGCAGAUAUGCUUGCUGCCAUCAAAUCCAAAUCGUAUGGUCAACUGACAAAGGAAUCAAGAUCAAGGCGUCACAGACGGAUCGAGAUGGUCACGACAGGCUCUGGAACUGAAUUCCUAUUUCAUCACAAAAAGAAGCCCCCCUCUCUUAGGGCCAGAACCUACCAAACUCUUGGCAACCCAGGGGAGUCGGAACAGACACAGCAAUGGCUUCUGAGUGUGAUGGAGGAAGACAAGAAUGCACUGAAGCGAAGAGAUUUUAAAAGAUUCAACUGGUCAGAGACAGAAUAAUUAUUCUGAGACGUUAUUUGAAAUGGCAAAGUUCCUGCCUUGGCUAAUUAAUAUUAUGAUACAUAUUGUUUUUUUUACUAUUUUGUUGUCAUAAAGUAUUUAAUUAGCUUUUGUGUGAUGUUCUGGUUUGGAUAAAAAUAAAUUACGAUCAUCACCCUGUUGGGUUUGUGGUUAGAAACAGAAUUCCUUUUGUUUUUCCUUUUGCUUUGUUUUAUCUCUAAAUCACCAGACAAUGAAAUGUGUGGUAAGAAUAAAUAAGUAGAUGAGUGCCUGUGAAGUGCCUGAGCCCCAAACAACACAUUUUUAAAAGCUACUUAAACGUCCUAAUUUCACUAAGGCCUUCUCCUGGCUCUAUACCCUGAAACUAAAUGUGAGUUGACUGUUUUUUUCUUUUUUUUGUCUAGGCUUAAAAAUGUAGCAGUCCUUUGGACAAAACAUCACAAAUAUUUUAAACGUGGUUUAUGUAAUAAUAGGACUGACCAGUGACAAGGUAAACACGGACAACAUUUCCAUCUAGUGGAGAAAUCCUCUAAACAUUAGUAUACGUUUUAGUUCAGUACUAAUUUGACCCUAAAAAAGCCUUGCAGAAGAUUGUUAUUCUCAUAGAAGCCUAUAGCUGUUGGAAUGUAAGGUGGCGUAUGAUCAAUAAAACACUUUAUGGCCAAAUGUAUAUGGACACCUUCCAAUAAACGUGUUAUUCCAAAUAAACAAAACACUUUAAUGUUUUACCAUGUACAAUUUCAUAAUGACUACCACCAUGCACAAGGCACUGUACAUGUUGGAAGAUGAGAAUUUGGCUCGUAGUCUGCAUUUCAAGCCAUACCAAAGGUGUUCAGUUGGGUUCAGGUUUGGAGUUUGUGCAGGCCAGUCAAGUUCUUCCAGACUAGCCAUUUCUUAAUAAGCCUUGCUUUGUGCUCAAGGACAUUGUCACUUUGGAAUAGAAAAGGGCUCUGGCCAAACUGCUGUAAAAUUGGAAGCUCAGCAUGCUUUAGAAUAUCAUUAUAUGCUAUAGCAAUAAGAUUUGUGUUCGCAGAAAUGCAAGGGCGUCCACAUACUUUUGGCUUUAUGGUAUACAUGAAGUGGAAUAUUAAAAUUGGAAGUCUAUUGUAAAGAAAAGGCUAUACCUCAAAAUGAGUGUUAGUAGGACUUUUAAACCAGUUUCUCAGAACUUGUUCAGGAUUAGAAGUGGACAAUCUGUUUUAAACCGUUAGUUUGGUAUAAAUGUAAUAUUUGUGGCUGACUCAUUUGACAAUAGAAAAGAUCAUGUCUCUUAAGUUUAUUACCUAGUUUAAGAAUUCCACACAAUUCUACACUUGAUAUGUUAAUCGAUAACUUGUUUAUUAGUAAACUAUUUGUCAAUUAUUAUAAAGUUGUCUAAAUUGUUUGUUUGCCUUUCAUUUCUUUAUUUUUAUUACUCGGUCCAUGUAACAUUUGUAUUCAAUUUUAUGCGCAUUUGUUUCAUGUUUCUUCAUCUCCGGGGCGCUUGGCUUCACAUUAACGAAAACUCCACUGUGCUGCGUUCACAGCUACAGUGCUGAAGUGAUUUAAAUCAAAUAAAAAUAGUAUUUUAACCUCCUUUCGAACAAAGGAAAAUUAUCCCCAGCAAGCUUUAUUUGCAAAUAAUUGGGGGAAAUGCUGAUUCAGUCAUCAGAAACAACUGCAAUAGGUGUAUCAAGCAAAGAAACAGAUACCACGUGACCAUGAUGUCAACACCCUGCUUCAAAUCCAUCUGUACAAGGAUCUUCACACAAAAACUUUAAUAGUUAUUCUAAAAAAUAUAUUUAGUAAUACUCGUUUAGGAUAAUACUGUAAAUUUAAACAGAUGUAUUAUUUAGACCUAUGUGCUUGACCAAUUAGAGACAACUUCCGAUGCACG